Molecule: messenger RNA, 3189 nt
Organism: Callorhinus ursinus (northern fur seal)
Lineage: Eukaryota; Metazoa; Chordata; Mammalia; Carnivora; Otariidae
Gene: CAVIN2
Product: caveolae associated protein 2
Cellular component (GO): cytoplasm; caveola
Molecular function (GO): protein kinase C binding
Source: RefSeq, a predicted model, not a curated record
GCCCCCGUGCCAAGGAGCACGAGGUUAGGAAGUGUGCCCCUGCUUCUGAACCCUGAGUGGUUCUCAGCUCUGUAAACUUCGCCUCCCACUGGGUGGAGUAGGGCCUUUAAGAGCAGUGGGAAUGCAGUUCCCCUGAUCAGUGUAGCCAGUUGUUGCCUGUCUGAACCUCUGCCAGUCCUGGAGAGCAGUGCUCUGAGCUCAGACCAGCGGGCCUCUCUCCGCACCCCCACUGCUGUCCUUUUUGCCAGAGAAGCACGUUCCCACCUGUCCAGCCAUGGGGGAGGACCUUGCACAAGCUGAGAAGUUUCAGCACCUGGGCUCGGCCACGUGGCAAGAGAAGCCAGCCAGCCCCAGCCUAGUGCCCUCCUCCACGCCGAGCCCCAGCCUGAACCUGGGGAGCACGGAGGAGGCCAUCCGGGACAACGCGCAGGUGAACGCCGUCACAGUGCUCACGCUCCUGGACAAGCUGGUGAACAUGCUGGACGCGGUGCAGGAGAACCAGCACCAUAUGGAGCAGCGGCAGAUCAGCCUCGAGGGCUCCGUGAAGGGCAUCCAGAACGACCUCACCAAGCUCUCCAAAUACCAGGCCUCCAUCAGCAACACGGUGAGCAAGCUGCUGGAGAAGUCCCGCAAGGUCAGCGCUCACACCAGGGCGGUCAAGGAGCGCAUGGACAGGCAGAGCGCGCAGGUGAAGCGGCUGGAGAACAACCACGCCCAGCUCCUCAGGCGCAACCGUUUCAAAGUGCUCAUCUUCCAGGAAGAAAAUGAGAUCCCUGCCAGUGUGUUUGUGAAAGAGCCAGCUUCCAGCCCAGCGGAAGAGAAGGAGGAGCUUGCUGAUGAAAACAAGUCCCUGGAGGAAACCCUGCACACGGUGGACCUCUCAUCAGAUGAUGAAUUGCCCCACGAUGAGGAGGCCCUGGAAGACAGUGCAGAGGAAAAGAUGGAAGAAAGUAGGGCAGAGAAAAUAAAAAGAUCUAGCCUCCGGAAAGUGGAUAGCCUCAAGAAAGCAUUUUCUCGCCAGAACAUCGAGAAAAAAAUGAACAAGCUGGGGACAAAGAUCGUAUCUGCAGAGAGGCGAGAGAAGAUUAAGAAAUCCCUCACUUCCAAUCACCAGAAGAUAUCCUCUGGGAAAAGCUCCCCCUUCAAGGUUUCUCCCCUCACCUUCGGUCGAAAGAAAGUCCAAGAGGGAGACAGCCCUACAGAAAAUGAGACCAAGUCAGAAGACCUGCCUAGCAGUGAGCAGAUACCAGAUGAGCCUGAAGAGAGCUCAGUCGCGGAGGGUCUCUCUGAAAUGUCCCAGCCCAGUGCUGCGGUGGAAGGGAAGAGCAAGGAGGGGGAUGCAGGGAGGGCAACCUCCAGGGGGAGCAGCUCGGCCUUGGCUAGCAACAUCGACUUGACAAUUAAGGAAGAUGAAGAAGCGGAGUCGGUGGCCGUGGAACAGGCCCAGAAGGUUCGCUAUGAGGAGGGCUACCUGCUAACGUCUGAGGAUGCAGAGCGGUCCGAUGAGGACGCAGUGCAGCCUGCAGUGCUCCAGGUGGACCAGACCGCCUAAAUGCACAGCACGCUGGGCCCAGCCUGUGCCUUUGUUUAAAUGGGUAACCAGGGUGCAGGACAGCCCCCUACACACCUCCAGCACUGCCCAGUCACUGCUGCAUCCUUGUCCAAACAGCCACCAUUGACGACAUAGCAGCAGCACGCUCAUGACCAAGAUUUACUCUGACGGCGACCUGUCAGGAACUCUACUUCUAACUUGCUCUUAGGUUCUAUUUUUGUAGAAUUUCUCCAAGACUGCACGGAAGAAGAAAUGGAACAGCUGCAAAACGCUGAUCAGUUUGGCUUUGUUAGAAAAACCAGAGGCUACUUAAGAUCUUAGUCAUGAAAUGUGAUUCAUUUUUUGUCAUUCCAUAAGCUUGCUGAAUAGUGUACCAGUACUAUAUUGAAUUUCCACAGAACUCUGUGAAGCUAAUUAUUGUAUUUCAAGUUUGUGAUAUAUAAUUUACAUAUGUAUUUAAGCUAAAGACAUAGCUACUUUAUAUUUUCAGGGGAAAAAACCCACUUUUAAUAAAAGGUGAAAGAGAAGGUCCAGUUUGUUAUUCACUUAGUAGAAACCAGUGUCUUAUUGAAAAUGAAGGAAAAAAAUCGAGAGACUAUAAUAGUCAGCUAAUAAAGUAAGAUGGAGAAAAGCCAGGACUAUCAGAGAAAGAAAACUAAGGAGAAGUUAGAAAAUAAGAGAAACAGGAAAGGAAGAAUGCCAAAGAGAAUGAAGAGAGAGGAAAAACUAUGUGCUUAGAAAUAAAAUAUUUACAGUAUCAACUCAAGUAUUCCAUUCCUUAAAUAACAAUUCUAAAGAGUUUCAUAUAUCCUGGAAUAAUAUGUCCUAUCUUCACAAUAUUUUUACUUUCUAAUAUUUCAAAUAAUAUAAAAAACAUAGUUUACUGUGUUAAGGCUGGAUUCUUCUUAAUAAAUAAAAGACAUUACAAAUAUUUCUCCAAGGAGGUUUAAAAGGAUGUUGUCUCUUUAACAUUGGAAUGAACAUAAAUCUUCAAAAUUCAUAUGUACUGUCUUUUGUAGGAAGUUGGAUCCUACUAUUAUCUCAUUUUCCAAAUUUGAAAUAAUCUUUACACUUCAGAUGAUGUGAUGUAGGUCUAGAAAGAUGUUAAAAUCAACAGGUUUGAGAAGGGAAGGAUUCUGUUUUUCCUUUUUGUACAUAUUGCUAAUUUCACCCCAGGUCAUAGUUUAUUUAUAUAUUAAUUUCACAGAAUAUUAGCAUGACUCUUCUGAAAGCAUGCUAGUGUAUAUGAACACAUUUAUUCAGACAGGAUAAUUUUUACUACUGCCUAACAUACUAAAAUAUUGCUUUACCUAUUUUUAAUUACAGAAUGCUAAUGUUUUGAGAAAACUAUUAAAUUUUAGUUUAGAGACAGUUGUACUAGGGAGCAAACUCCCUACCUUUUGUAUUUACCACUCACCGUAAGUAACCUUUACAAAUAUAAGUAAUCCAAGACCGUAUUAACAAACGAUGCUUUGUGUUAUAGAAGGAAAAAUAGGAUUAACAAACGUAUUGACGGCAUAAUCUAUACAGCUAUGUCCUUAUUUUGCAAUAAUGUACCCCAAAUAUUAGAUUGUUGCACUAACAAUGGCUGUGUUAAAGAAGACUAAAUAAACCAAAAAAUAAAAAGUAUAUAACAA